GUCUCUUAUGUGUGAAGAUUAAUAGCCACUUUCACAGAAGCCAUGAAUUGAUGUAAAUGUCACCACCUUGUAAAUAAGACAGCAUUGCUUUGCCCUGCUUCCUCAAAGCCAGGAGUUCAAGACAUAUGGUGGAGUCUUCCUGGUGAAGAUGUCAUCUCUAAGAAUGAAAGCCCAUUGUCUGGACAAAAGAGGAAGUUUCUUUAAGCUCAUUGACACAAUUGCCUCAGAAAUCGGAGAACUGAAACAGGAGAUGGUACAGACAGAUCUCACAGUGGAAGAUGAAUCAGCUGAUUUGCAAAGUCUAAUAAAGAACGUGGAUAAUGUCUCUGAGAAAAAUGAUGUAAAAAGCUGCCCCCGGGACUCCGGAUAUGACAGCCUAUCCAACAAGCUAAGCAUAUUGGACAAGCUCCUCCAUACUCACCCUGUGUGGCUGCAGCUUGGCCUGAAUGAUGCUGAAGCCGUGGAAAUUCUGCAGGCCCAACCUCCUGGGAUAUUUCUGGUUAGGAAAUCUGCAAGAUUGCAGAAGAAAGUCAUCUCUCUGCGUCUGUCCAGUGACUGUGGGCCUUGCCUAAAAGAAUUUGCAAUAAAAGAAAGCACAUACACGUUUUCCUUGGAGGGGUCUGGAAUAAGUUUUGCUGAUUUAUUCAGGCUGAUUGCUUUCUACUGUAUUAGCAGGGAUGUCCUUCCAUUCACCCUGAAGUUGCCUCAUGCUAUUGCUGCAGCAAAGACAGAAGCUGAACUUGAAGAGAUUGCUCAGCUUGGACUGAAAUUUUGGAGCUCCCUGGCUAACAGCAACCCCCUGGAUCCUACACCUCCCUGCAGGCCUGUGCCUUUGGACAGUGCUUGUAAAGGCUCGCGUCAGCUCUGCCUUAUAAAUGGAGUGCAUUCUAUACGAACCCGAACGCCUUCAGAGCUGGAGUGCAGCCAGACCAACGGAGCACUGUGUUUCAUUAAUCCCCUCUUCUUAAAAGUGCACAGCCAGGAUGUCAGUGGAAGUCUGAAGAGGCAGAGCCCAAGAACUCAAGACGUGAAUGGCACCGUGAGGCCUCGCUCUCCCCCACCCCGGCCGCCACCUCCUUCUAUUAAUAGCAUCCUCACGAGUCCGCAGCUUUCCAGGACUAUAAAGCAGGCAAGCAUGCCAGAAACGGUCAACCAUAAGAAAGAGAGAGGCUUGGAUUUACUGCAGAGUAAACCAACCCCUAUUCCACCGCCUCGGCUGAAGAAGCAGGCUGUCUGCUCAGAGGUAGGCAGCUCAAAGUCUGCAGCAGUGAUUCAGCCUGGCUGUGGCUCAGUGCCUGUGCCUGAAGCUGCUGGCAUCUCAGGUGAAACCCUGCCUGAGCUGUCUCCAGCAGCUGCCCCGAAGACAGUAGCUACCAGCUCUGAGUCACACAUCCCAUGGAAUGGAGGCAGGCAGAGGCUGAGCGACAUGAGCAUUUCCACCUCGUCGUCUGACUCGCUGGACUUCGAUCGGAGCAUGCCGCUGUUCGGCUAUGAUGGGGACACAAACAGCAGCCUGGAGGAUUUUGAGGGGGAAAGUGACCAAGAGAGCAUGGCACCCCCUCUGAAGCCCAAGAAAAAAAGAAACAGUUCGUUUGUUCUCCCCAAGAUUGUGAAAUCUCAGCUACGGAAAGUCAGUGGAGUUUUCAGUUCCUUCAUGACCCCUGAAAAGAGGAUGAUUAAGAAAAUUGCGGAGAUGUCCCAGGACAAACGCACUUAUUUUGGAUGCCUGGUGCAGGACUAUGUCAGCUUUCUGCAGGAAAACAAGGAGUGCCAUGUUUCAAGCACCGAUAUGCUGCAAACAAUUCGGCAGUUCAUGACCCAAGUCAAGAACUAUUUGUCCCAAAGUUCCGAACUUGAUCCCCCAAUCGAAUCGCUGAUUCCAGAGGACCAAAUAGAUGUUGUCCUGGAGAAGGCCAUGCAUAAGUGCAUUCUGAAGCCAUUGAAGAGCCAUAUUGAAGCAAUGUUGAAAGAGUUUCAUACAGCAGAUGGUUCUUGGAAACAGCUAAAGGAAAACCUGCAGUUGGUGCGGCAGAGGAAUCCUCAGGAACUGGGUGUGUUUGUUCCAACACCAGACUUUGUGGACAUUGAAAAGAUUAAAGUCAAGUUCAUGACCAUGCAGAAAAUGUAUUCACCUGAAAAAAAAGUCAUGCUGCUGCUGCGAGUUUGCAAAUUGAUUUACACUGUUAUGGAGAAUAACUCAGGAAGGCUGUAUGGAGCAGAUGAUUUCUUGCCUGUGUUGACAUAUGUACUAGCCCAGUGUGAUAUGCUGGAACUGGAUACUGAAAUUGAAUAUAUGAUGGAAUUGCUGGAUCCAUCUCUGCUGCAUGGAGAAGGAGGCUAUUAUUUGACAAGCGCUUAUGGAGCACUUUCACUGAUCAAGAACUUCCAGGAAGAACAAGCUGCCCAACUGCUAAGUUCAGAAGCCAGAGAUACUCUCCGGCAAUGGCACAAGAGGAGGACAACUAACAGGACGAUACCUUCAGUUGAUGAUUUUCAGAACUACCUUCGUGUUGCGUUCCAGGAAGUUAACAGUGGCUGUACAGGAAAGACCUUGCUAGUAAGACCAUACAUCACUACUGAAGAUGUAUGUCAGCUUUGUGCUGAAAAGUUUAAAGUGGACAAUCCAGAAGAAUACAGCCUAUUUCUUUUUGUUGACGACACCUGGCAGCAGCUGACAGAGGAUACCUACCCUCAGAAAAUUAAGGCAGAGUUGCACAGCCGUCCACAGCCCCAGGUCUUUCACUUUGUCUACAAGCGCAUUAACUGUGAUCCAUAUGGUGCCAUUUUCCAAAACAGUGAUGACUCAGCUUCUUAAAACCAGCAACUCAUCAUUUAAUUUCUGUUCCUUGUUAACUGUUGAAAACAUCUUUCUUGGCUGCCUUCCUUAGGACAUAAAACACGUCUAAAACCAUAAAUGCCUAGUAAAACACACGCAGACACUUGCAGCAUUGCUUACAAAACCCCAUGUAAACCAUGCAUAUGGCCAGUUAUGCAGAAUAUUCCACCAGCGUGUUUCAGUAAACAGCCCGUGAAGUUGAAUUUCUUGUACUGGACUCUUUUGAAACAUCUUAUACUGUGGCCCUUUGCAGGUCUUUUGCUGUAGUGUGCAAAAAUCUAUUUUCUUACACUCAUCCUUUAGCCAAAUGUCAUUUUGAUUUUAAAUAUAUGUAUGCUAGACAACUAUUUCAGUAAACUGGCUGGUAUGAUCUCAGUUUCACCAGCAUGAGAUUGACAAGACUGUCCGAUGCAGGGCAUCAGUUAACUCCUAAUUACCUGGAUGAUUGCAUCCUUUCCUAAGUUUUUAAUUACAGAAUCACCAUGGUUUUAUAUAUAUAUAUAUAUAUAUAUAUAUAUAUAUCAUAGAAAUUUUAUAGCAGUUGCAGGUAAACUGUCAGGGUUGGUUUUUGAAAUAUUUUUUUAACUAUAAAGUAUUCUAUAAUUAUGCAUGUGAUUUUAACAUUUAAUAUACAAGAAUAAAUCUCUUGCUGGUUUUAGAGUAUUGCAUUAAAAGUCUUGUGGUUUCUCAUCUUUUCCUGUAACAGGAGAGUUCUUACAAAACUCCUGUUAUCUGUAAGAAGAUUGUAACAUUGGCACUGGCAAUUUCAGUGCCUUUAUCUGAAUAUGAUGUAUUGUUAUCUGGACUAUUGUUUAUAUGCAUUGUUUUUAGACAGAACUGGGGUGUUGGAAGAGGAAAUUGAAAUAAAAGGUUAUAGAGAAGGGGCAGAGAAAGAAUGUAGAAAACAUGAUUUGUGAUUAAAAUGUGUUAGUCUGCUGGUUCAGGCUAAGUGAAGAAGGUUGGAACUUUUAUGUAAGUAGUAUUGUAGAUUUGCAAAUGGAUGUGACAACACCUAUCUCAGAUACUGUUUAUGUUAGCAGAGGAUUAAAUACAUCAUUAAGGUGAAGGACACCUCAACUGUUUUGUGUAGUCUGUCACCAACAUCAGAAUGUUUCUUGGACUGAAGAAUGUGUUGUAGCAUUUCAUGGUUCUAAGUUACUCAGUAGGUGAGAUGUGAAAGUAAGUCCUACAUAUGCAAAGAUAAAAUGUGUGUUCUGCACGUUCUAUAGAGCUUAGAUUUAUCUUGGAUAAAUCUACAGGUUUAUCCAAGAUAACCAAUGCCAUGGGUAAUGCUGUGGACCCUCAUCAUGUCAGUUAGCGCUACUCUUUAAAAAGACAUGGGGUUCUCCCCAAGUCUGCUGCGAGCAGUGUAACACAAGGCAAUGAUUACAAAAAUGUCACUAGCAGCAUGUGUAUUGUACAUAGGAAGAUGUGUAGCAUUUUUGUGAGUUUGCCAUAUAUCUGAAACUCUUUGACACGUUUGUAUAUCAUUUUGUAAAUGGUGAGUUUUGCACAUAAUACAUUGUAAUACUGAAUCAUCAUUUGGGAUGUUGUGUGCUGUGGUUUUUGGGGUGGGUUGGGGGGUGGGGUUUUUUUUGUUUCUUAAGAAAUGGUUUGUACUUGAAUAUUUUGUGUAUCAGUAGACUCUGCUGCUGCUGCGUUUUUAUACUGCUUAUCCCUCUUUAAAUUCUCUGGAAAGGAAGGAUGCAAUAACAUUAGUUAACAUGCUUGACCUGAACAGUCAGUAGAAGCAAGCAGGUGUUUAUCUUGACUGCCGAACCAUUUCUUCUGAAGUUAAGACUCACAGUAAGUGCUAAAGAAAAUUUUGCUGCUUUCAUAUGAUGGGAAGAACUCAAGCAGGGAGGCACAGUAUUAAGAAACUCAGAAUUAAGGCAUGAAAUGAAGGAAAAAGAGUGCAAAAAGGUAAAAUGCCUGCGCAAACCACCUCAGCAGAAUCCUCUUGUCUGUCUUGUGCAAUUGAUUCUUUUGAAAAUUGGACUAUUUUAUUCACUGUUGUGCAAACACUUCUCAUAAUGCCAGGAACCACAACAGAAAAACUUUGUACGGAAUUUGGACUUGUAAAAACAAGCUCUUUCAUUGCCUCCAGUGCAAAAUAUUUGAUGUUACAAAACACUGAAAUGCAUGAAAAAAACUUAA
Molecule: messenger RNA, 4993 nt
Organism: Pezoporus occidentalis (night parrot)
Lineage: Eukaryota; Metazoa; Chordata; Aves; Psittaciformes; Psittacidae
Gene: RIN2
Product: Ras and Rab interactor 2
Exons: 12
Coding region: 149-2815 (888 amino acids)
Biological process (GO): vesicle-mediated transport; signal transduction
Cellular component (GO): cytosol; endocytic vesicle
Molecular function (GO): small GTPase binding; guanyl-nucleotide exchange factor activity
Source: RefSeq, a predicted model, not a curated record